GUGCAAUUCGUGCUGGGAACCCCGCCAGGGGGCAGACGGCCGCCUGAGACCCCGCCACCUGUCAACACGUGGACAGUGACUCCGACCAACUCGCCACUGCGCAAGUCAGUGGUCAGUUCGCCCUUUCUCACCGGACCUCUGGCCUCGAUCAAUGCCAACAACAUGCUGCCACCCAUUGUGCAGGGGACCAGGGCUAUCACACUGCCUGAAAUGGGAAGUACUGACGCUCAUAUGACUUUUGUCCUGCCGGAAUUACCACCGGAAACUAUAUUAGAGAGAGAGCACAACGAGACACUGGCCAAGCUGAACUUUGUGCUGGCGGUGAGCGAGUGCGUGAUGGAGGUUGCGGGCGCGGGUGGGAGGCCUCGUAACGAGUGCCUCGUCCUGCUUGUCAGAGCACUACAGCUGCUCAGCUCGGGGUUGACGCUUGCCAAGACCAAACUAGAUGCCAAGGUGCUGCAACCGUCUGCAUCGGUGAAGAACGUAGUGACGCAACUGAAUGCACGUUUCCGCCAGUGUUUGGGAGAUUGCAAGCAGCUUAACUCACCUGUGCUACUGCAGAAUGCCAGCGCAACGGCUGACAAGAUACUCUACAAUCAUGCCAUACAUAUGUGUCAAUCGGCGGCUCUGGAUGAGUUGUUUGGCAAUCCGGCCGAAUGCUUCCAGCGCUACCAGACGGCACAGAUCCUACUGCACAGUCUCAGUCAGCAAGUCAGCCAUCAUCAGGACAGGGCACUUCUUACCAAAU
This is a messenger RNA of Nilaparvata lugens (brown planthopper), 748 nucleotides long. Its product is annotated as serine/threonine-protein kinase unc-51-like. NCBI's taxonomy places the organism in Eukaryota, Metazoa, Arthropoda, Insecta, Hemiptera, Delphacidae. The record is from RefSeq and is a predicted model, not a curated record. The annotation marks the transcript as partial. Gene Ontology annotation, molecular function: protein serine/threonine kinase activity. The transcript is spliced from 5 exons.